This is a messenger RNA of Pimephales promelas (fathead minnow), 561 nucleotides long. NCBI's taxonomy places the organism in Eukaryota, Metazoa, Chordata, Actinopteri, Cypriniformes, Leuciscidae. The record is from RefSeq and is a predicted model, not a curated record.
AUCCAGGGUAAAAGGCGACACACGCACACGCGCGCACAUUGUAGCUUAUGUUUCUCCGAUGGCAUCGGCGUGUCUCCAGUGGAUCUUCACACUGUCGAUGGUCUUGGUCAUCUUUCAGGGUGUGUGUGUGAUGUUUUACUACACAGCCGACACACACUCGUCCAGAGAUGCGAUCACAAAGGGGUUUCUGAGGCUGCACUGUGAAAAACUCAGACGCAAGUUUUCAAUCAUCAAAUCGGCCAAAAGUAUAAAUUUCGAAAGGUUCACGCAGGAGCUGUCAGAUUACACGAGCUGCCCGUACAAAUAUAACCAAACUGAGCGGGAGCUGAACAGAAUCCGGUUGCAGUUUUGUUGUAACGCCACAGGAUCAUUCAUCCUCACCAAACGCAACACAGCCAUCAAUCAAUCCAUCCAAUAUGAAACAAGCACAACAAAAACAUACAAAAUGAAUGCAGCACUUCACAGUAUGCUGCCUGAGGUGACAUCCCUGGUCCGGUCGGCGUCUGGGUCGGUGUGCUGUGGUCGGCAGCGGUGGGAUUUUGAAAAACAGCAGCUGUGGAC